UUACCUUUUCCUAAGAAUUCCCUCAUCAGUGAUUGUUGGUAUGAGAUUUGUUUUCCUGUUGAGCAAUUUAUGUUCUCUGUAUUUAGCACCGAACUGUUUUCGAGAGCGGACCUGGAGGUAGAAGUUCAGUGCUAUAAAUGUGAAUGCGAACAGAAUCAUAGUUUACACCCACUUUGCCUUGAAAUCAAUAGCCAGCACUUUUUCAUAAAAUGGGAAAACAGCGACAUGGAGUCAUUGGAUGUUCGAAAGUACUUAGUUUGGGGCAAGAAUAUCUUAUCCACUAUUGCUCAUAAAUUAUGCAAACACAACAUAGCGCUCUUUCUUGGGCAUCGUCCAGCCAUCAAUUCCGUCUUAAACCGCAUCUUACCCAGAGAUCUCCUUCCCUCUGUAUAUACUAGGAAACGAAUCAAGAAGAUAGUGCGUGGAGAAUACUUCCUUCCUUUGUCACGUAUUUGUCCGAUCAGUAAAACAAAGAUGGAGUUUCCAGUGAGAUUUCCCGGGUGUAAGCAUCUCAAGUGCUUCGACAUGCUGAAAUUUUUGGAAUUAAUAAGUGAUAUCAGAAACAACUGGGUAUGCGCAAUCUGUAGCUUAAAACCUGCAGUAAAGCGAUUUGAAGUGGAUGAAUUUUUGUGGAACAUUUUAAAUAAAAUUCAGAAGGAAGGAGAAAUCGUCAUUGUGAAUGUAAAGGGAGCAAUGGGACAUGAAGGAUUUUGCAGCUGCCUUGAAUAUACGUGAGAAACGACGAAGCCAGAACUGGGCUAAUCUUGCAAAACCUCGGCAAUUGCUUAUUCCCUUUUGCUGGAAGAAGGAAGUCCUGUUCCUAUCAAAGAACAUUGUUCCUACCUCUAUGCUCCAUUCCAAGCGAAGAUUCCUUUUAGCCAAUCAGAACGAAAGGUAUGUUUUACAUUCAGAAGGAAUGAAUUUUACCCAAUCAGAGCAAACUACAGAUCUACCAAUGCGUUGUAAGUCUGCAGCGACCUCAUCCCCCUUCAUUUAUCGUAGUGCAAUCGCUAUAGUGUGUAGCAAGUGAAGC
Molecule: messenger RNA, 1033 nt
Organism: Stegodyphus dumicola
Lineage: Eukaryota; Metazoa; Arthropoda; Arachnida; Araneae; Eresidae
Product: zinc finger MIZ domain-containing protein 1-like
Source: RefSeq, a predicted model, not a curated record